Molecule: messenger RNA, 885 nt
Organism: Phycomyces blakesleeanus NRRL 1555(-)
Lineage: Eukaryota; Fungi; Mucoromycota; Mucoromycetes; Mucorales; Phycomycetaceae
Exons: 4
Coding region: 186-809 (207 amino acids)
Biological process (GO): C-terminal protein methylation
Cellular component (GO): membrane; endoplasmic reticulum
Molecular function (GO): protein C-terminal S-isoprenylcysteine carboxyl O-methyltransferase activity
Source: RefSeq, a predicted model, not a curated record
AAAGUACAGAAUCAAGGCAUCAAACUGAAAGAGAAAAAACGAUUCGUUUGGUGAGAUCAUCUCCUAGAGACGAAUCAUUUACAUCCUUCCAACAAGGAUCAGUACCCCAGAGAGAUGACAAGAUUCGCUUACUAGAUGGCGAGAACAGUCCUCAGAAUAUUGCCCUUUAUGGCUUCUUACUUGGCAUGGUCUGUAGUGGAGGUCUGCUCUUAGUGAUCUUGGGAAAAUUGGAAUGGAACAUCCAACAUCUUGGCAUCUACAUUGCUGCCCUUGCCCUAUUUCAUUUCUUGGAAUACAUCGCCACAGCUCUCUUUAAUCCAGACAAACUUAGUCUGGACUCUUUCUUGAUUGAUCACAGUCCUCACUACCACGCUGCUCAUGCUGCUUCAAUUAUUGAAUUUAUCAUCGAGUAUCUCUUCUUUCCUUCAUAUAAACGAUUCGGUUUAUUGAGCUGGCUAGGUCUAUUUCUCCUUGUGCUUGGGCAGGGAUGCCGCACAGUGGCUAUGUUCUCUGCCAGACAUAACUUCUCGCAUCACAUCGUAGAUUACAAGUCUCAAGACCACGUCUUGGUUAAACAUGGUAUUUACAGUAUUAUGCGCCAUCCUUCUUACUUUGGAUUCUACUGGUGGGCUGUUGGUGCCCAAUUUCUCCUGAUGAACCCUAUUUGUCUUGGCCUGUUUGUAUAUUGGCUUCACAAAUUCUUUUCUGAACGCAUCGCCUACGAAGAACACACGUUGAAUCGUUUCUUUGGCCCGGAGUGGGUUAUUUACAAGACGAAAACACCUACUUGGAUGCCGUUAAUCCCUUAGACACAGUUAUUGCAUUUUGAGUACAUACUUAUACAAUAUAAAGAUUUAUAAAAACUUAUUUAUCUCUUAUUCACUC